CAAAUGAACUCUCCCGCCACUGGGAAAGAGCGGCUGUCAGCGCGGGUGUUUCUUCCAGUUUGGUUGCUGGCUGGUAGAAGAAUAUCCCGCGGGUUUAUUUGGGACAGAGAGAAACCGUGGAGUUGGAAGCUUGCGAGCUGACCUGAAGGUAGUCAAGAUGCAGUUCUCGGGAAGGAUCCGGAAGAAGCUGAGAUUGGCAGGCGACCAGAGGAAUGCUCAUUACCCUCAUAGCCUUCAGUUUUACCUGCAGCCGCCUAUGGAAAACAUAUCGUUGACAGAGUUUGAAAGCUUGGCUUUUGAUAGAGUUAAAUUGCUGAAAGCAAUUGAGAAUCUUGGUGUGAGCUAUGUCAAAGGAACAGAACAAUACCAGAGUAAACUGGAGGCCGAGAUUCGAAAGCUCAAGUUUUCUUACAGAGAGAGCCUGGAGGAUGAGUAUGAGCCUCGGAGAAGGGACCACAUCUCCCACUUUAUCCUGCGCCUCGCGUACUGCCAGUCGGAAGAUCUUAGACGAUGGUUCAUUCAACAAGAAAUGGAUCUGCUUCGGUUUCGAUUCAGUAUUUUACCCAAGGAUAAAGUCCAGAGUUUCUUAAAGGAUAGCCAUUUGCAUUUUGAAGCUAUCAGUGAUGAGGAGAAGACCCUUCGGGAACAGGAUAUCAUGGCGUCCUCUCCAAGCCCAGGUGGGGUCAAGUGGGAGUUGGAGUCAGUCUAUAAGGUCCCCUUUGCUGAUGCUCUGGACCUGUUCAGAGGAAGGAAAGUCUACUUGGAAGAUGGCUUUGCUUACGUGCCGCUAAAGGACAUUGUGGCCAUUGUCCUGAACGAGUUUAGAGCUACGCUGUCCAAGGCUUUGGCGCUAACAGCCAGGUCGAUGCCUGCUGUGCAGUCCGAUGAACGACUUCAGCCUCUGCUCAGCCACCUCAGUCAUUCUUACACUGGCCAAGAUUAUAGUACGCAGAAGAACACCGGGAAGAUUUCCUUAGAUCAGAUUGAUUCGCUUUCUACAAAAUCCUUCCCGCCUUGUAUGCGUCAGCUGCACAAGGCACUGAGGGAAAACCACCACCUUCGUCACGGGGGCCGGAUGCAGUACGGCCUGUUCCUCAAGGGCAUCGGGCUGACACUGGAGCAGGCGCUGCAGUUCUGGAAGCAAGAGUUCAUCAGAGGGAAGAUGGACCCAGACAAGUUUGAUAAAGGUUACUCUUACAAUAUCCGACAUAGCUUUGGAAAGGAAGGCAAGAGGACUGACUAUACACCUUUCAGUUGCAUGAAGAUUAUCCUGACCAACCCACCAGGCCAAGGGGAUUACCAUGGUCGGAAGGAGAGCGGAAGCGAGUCUGCCACGUGGGGGAUGGUGUUCAAAUCAGUGGCAGGAAGUGAGGACAUUUUGGAUCUGGUAAAAGGAAGUCAUUACCAAGUAGCCUGUCAGAAGUACUUCGAGAUGACGCAUAGUGUGGACGACUGUGGCUUUUCUUUGAAUCACCCGAAUCAGUUCUUUCUUGAGAGUCAACGGAUCCUAAGUGGUGGCAAAGAUAACAAGAGGGAAGCCAGCCAGCCAGAGGCACCGCAGCACAAGCCCAGUGCCCCGAAGACCAGGGACGCCGCGGCCGCCCUGGCCUCCCUAGACUCCUCCCUGGAGAUGGAGCUGGAGGGGCUAGAAGAUUACUUUUAGUAAAUGAUGUGGCCACAGUAGUAACUCCUUUCCCCCAGAGAAUGCAUUCCUGUUUGAAAGGUUUGCCUUUGUAAAUGUCUCUCCUCCCACCCACACAUGCACACACAUAUCCUGGGAAAGUAGGCCUGCUUCUUCCGCCUUACUUUUGACAGAAUGAAAAAGGAAGAGUUCUUAUCAAAACCUUUCAUUGAAUAGUUUGUUUUGAAUCCUGUUCCAGAAAAAUUAAAAUCGUACUCAGGGACUAAAAUCCUCAAGCAGCAAUACAACUAAAACCAACUUUUAAAAUUUUGCAUAAUUUUGGCUAAGUUCUCUUUUGGACCAUUUUUGCUAAUAAACAGCAUGUAUUUGACUAUA
Messenger RNA from Apodemus sylvaticus (European woodmouse), 2017 nucleotides. It is a transcript of the gene Prim2, whose product is annotated as DNA primase subunit 2. Gene Ontology annotation, cellular component: alpha DNA polymerase:primase complex. The transcript has 14 exons. The coding region runs from base 158 to 1663 and encodes 501 amino acids. The record is from RefSeq and is a predicted model, not a curated record. Gene Ontology annotation, biological process: DNA replication, synthesis of primer. NCBI's taxonomy places the organism in Eukaryota, Metazoa, Chordata, Mammalia, Rodentia, Muridae.